CCGAAAACGUAUUUAGCCAAUCAGAUCUCGUUUUUUCGUGACACUUGCUUCCGUCACGCAGUCAGGAUAGCGAUGCAAAUCAAUAUCGCAGGAGAGCUCCCAGUGUUAAGCGACGAUAAAGAGAAGGCUAAAAGACGGGUGCAAUCGAUAAGAGAGGUUGUAGGACGGACGGACAGACAGACAAGUUUGUCGGUUACGAGUCCCAUAAACACCACGUAAGCAUUGGUGCAUCACGAAUCGUUAUAGAAUAUCGUAAACAGUGCUGUAACUUACGAAUGCGCAAGAAAGCUUAGUCCCCCCCUCCACCUCGUCAUUUUCCAAGCUGCUUCUGCGUACCAAUGCGAUUUAAACUGUUCCUGUUCGUUCUCGUCAAUAUCUUCGCCACUGUCAGCAAUGGCUCUAUACUCACCGAUUCAGACUCUAACACGGGUAUAGGACUCAUUGACACUGACGACAAAAUGCGCCAUCUCAGGGGUACUUUAAAUCAUGCCAAGACGAACGACGAAGAGAGGAUCGCGCCUGUAGCGGCGUUCGCAGCUGGUUAUCUCGGAGCGCAGCAGGCCAGAAUGAGAGCAGAACAACUAGCUAAACAGGGCGGCAAAGUAGCUGCGGCGAAUCAUGCAACGCAGACAAACAAAAUCGGUGUGGACAAGAUUUCGGGUGCGCUGACUAGCGCCUCGAAGAAGGAUCGAGCCGGAGCUAUAGCAUUUUUCGCUACUCUCCUCGGGCUACCUUUGGCGGCCGGCGCAGUCAUUUUGCUACUGGCUAAAUCACACCAUACCACCUCUGGCGAGCAAUAGCGAGAGGUAGAAUGAAGUCAAUAAUGCUGACUAGAAACCUCAGUUGUGAACCACACAGGUUUGAUACAUUCCGC
Phytophthora nicotianae INRA-310 is the source of this 874-nucleotide messenger RNA. RefSeq lists its product as hypothetical. The coding region runs from base 339 to 800 and encodes 153 amino acids. Lineage: Eukaryota; Oomycota; Peronosporomycetes; Peronosporales; Peronosporaceae. The transcript has a single exon. The record is from RefSeq and is a predicted model, not a curated record.